This is a messenger RNA of Myxocyprinus asiaticus (Chinese sucker), 1551 nucleotides long. RefSeq names its product dehydrogenase/reductase SDR family member 11-like. The transcript is spliced from 7 exons. The coding region runs from base 88 to 855 and encodes 255 amino acids. The record is from RefSeq and is a predicted model, not a curated record. NCBI's taxonomy places the organism in Eukaryota, Metazoa, Chordata, Actinopteri, Cypriniformes, Catostomidae.
ACAGAGAAGGGCUCGCAGUGCAGAUAUAUCACUGCAAAGUGAAAAGUUAAGCCCCAUUACAAGACAAUCAGCUGUCCAACUUGCAUUAUGGAUCGUUGGAAAGGCAGAGUUGCUCUUGUCACUGGUGCUUCAGUGGGAAUUGGGGCUGCAAUCGCAAAGUCUCUUGUCCAGCAUGGUAUGAAAGUGGUCGGCUGUGCCAGAAACCUGCAACAAAUAGAGAAAUUAUCAGCAGAAUGUGUCAGUAGUGGAUUCAGUGGAACUCUGAUUCCAUACAAAUGCGAUCUGUCUGUAGAAGAGGAAAUACUAUCCAUGUUUGCCUCAAUCAAAGUUCAACAUCAGGGCAUUGACGUGUGCAUCAAUAACGCUGGCUUGGCUCUUCCAGAGCCCAUAUUAAGUGGUAAAACCAGUGGCUGGAGGACUAUGAUGGAUGUGAAUGUCACUGGACUGUCAGUGUGCAACCGUGAGGCUUACCUGUCCAUGAAAGAGAGAAAUGUCGAUGAUGGCCAUAUCAUUAAUAUAAACAGCAUGUGUGGACACAGAGUCGUGCACAAUGCUGAUGUACACUUCUACACUGCUACCAAAUAUGCUGUGACAGCUCUCACAGAGGGCUUGCGGCAAGAGUUACGGGAGGCCAAGACACACAUACGUGCCACAUGUAUAUCUCCUGGUUUAGUGGAGACACAGUUUUCCUUCCGGCUCUUUAGUCACGACCCAGAAAGAGCUGCUGCCACCUAUAAAAGAAUAAAGUGUUUAGAAGCAGGUGACAUUGCCAGCGCUGUUGUGUAUGUCCUUAGCGCUCCUCCUCACGUCCAGAUUGGUGACAUUCAGAUGAGGCCUGUGGAACAGUUGACAUAACCGGAGCAGAAAAACAGUAUAAAGCACCUGCAACUUCUUGAUCAUCAUUAUAAAGACUCACAGACAUAUUACUAUAUUAUAAACAGAAUUGUCAAUAAUGACAAGACUGUCUCCAUGUAAUCUUACUUUGUUGUAAACAAUAAUUAUCAAGUCUAAAUCUUCUGAAAUGCAAUUUUUAAUGAAAUGCAAAUGGCUCAUAAUCAGAACAGUACUGUGUCUUGGCUCUUUCCAGUGUUGUAAUGAAUUUAAAAUGCAGAAUUAUAAUGGGAAUGAAGAAUGCAGAAUCAGUAAAAAAAAUAUUAUGCUUUACAUCACGAACGUUUAAAUGCGAACAAAGAACGAGUGAAGUGGAAAUGUGUUGCUUCUUUAUACAAAUGUUACAUCAGCUCUGAAUUUGCCUCUCAACAAACAUUUUCUGGAAAAAAGGAUUUUCUGUGGAGGGUCACCAUUGACAUUGCAUUUAUACCCAGGGUUGUAAUCAAUCUGUGCCUUAAAAACAGCUCUUUUUUAUUUUUUAUUUUUUAUUUUUAAGGAAUGGACUUCAGUAGCAUAAAAUUGUGGACAGUUUAAACAGGCUUUUCUACUUCAAGUGUACAUGAUGAAACUUUCUGGUUUUCUUCAAAUGUGCUGUUGAAUAGAGAACUGACAGCAUUUAUUGUAAAAAGAAAAAGAAUAAUAAAACAAAACCUUAAUACA